GUUUGACAGCUCAGACUUUACUGAGCAGGAGGAGUCUCACCGACACCCCGCAGCUUGUCUCCUCUCCUCUGCGCCUCUUUCUCUGUGCUCUGAGCAGACACAGACCUGUUACACUCUCACACCACUUCAUGUCUGCAGGUUUAUCAGAGCCCCCUCUCACCUGAGGACCUGACACUGAGAAAGCUGACUUUGUCCAAACUGGAUUCUCGGAGCUCCUCGCCAUGCAUGCCCGGGUUUAGAUUCUCCAUGGAGCUGUCUAACCUGUACGAGGUCGCGCCCCGGCCCCUGAUGAGCAGCCUGACCCACGGCCAGCAGCCCUCCUCCGGCUACAGAGACCCGUCAGACCUCGGCGGUGAGAUCGGAGACAGCGAGACCUCCAUCGACCUGAGCGCAUACAUCGACCCGUCGGCUUUCAACGACGACUUCCUGGCCGACCUGUUCCACCACAGCUCCCGGCAGGACAAGCUCAAGAUCAUGAACGGAGAGUACGAGUCGGUGCCGUGCGGCCCGGGGCCCCAGCAGCACUACAUGUCCACCUACAUGGAGUCCAAGCUGGAGCCGCUCUACGAGCACAACCCGCCGCGCAUCCGGCCCGUGGCCAUCAAGCAGGAGCCCCGGGACGACGAGGACAUGACCCCGGGCAUGCCUCCCACCUACCACCACCCGCACCCGCAUUCCCAGCAGUACUCCCAGCAUUCCCAGCAGCAGCAGCAGCAGCCGCAGAUGCCGCACCUCCAGUACCAGAUUGCGCACUGCGCGCAGACCACCAUGCACCUCCAGCCGGGCCACCCGACCCCUCCGCCGACCCCGGUGCCCAGCCCGCACCAGCACCACCACCACCAGCACCACCACCAGCAGCAGCACCCGCAGCAGGGCGGCCUGAAGCUGCUGGAGCAUCAGCGGGGAGGCGGGAAGUCCAAGAAGAACGUGGACAAGAGCAGCCCGGAGUACCGGCUGAGGCGCGAGCGCAACAACGUGGCCGUCCGCAAGAGCAGGGACAAGGCCAAGCUGCGCAACAUGGAGACGCAGCAGAAGGUGGUGGAGCUGACCACCGACAACGACAGACUGAGGCGGAGGGUGGAGCACCUGACCCGGGAGCUGGACACGUUACGGGGCAUCUUCAGACAGCUGCCGGACGGAUCCUUCAAACCCAUGGGCAGCUGAGAGACUACUGAGCCGGACUGGAGCCGGACUGGGACCAGACUGGGACCAGGCUGGAGAGGACUGCUGGAUUUAUACUCUCUUCAUGUGUGGACGGACUGAGAGCUGUGAGGAGACACUGAGGCAGCUGAGGUGUUCACUGCAAAAACAUCCAAACCAUCAUUUUGUCUUCAACUCUCAUUUUUCUCUUUAAACAAUCUGCAAAUAUUCCAGACACAAAUCAGCUGUUGAGACAAACUGACAAACUUUAAGAGUUGUGACGUCAAACAGAAACUCUGCAGCUGGACUCCUUCUUGUUUUUAGAGCUAAAGUUUCAGCUGAUGAAACAUUUUGACUGGAAACAGGUGAGUUUGCUCACCGUCAUCUCAUUGGCUGAUCACCUGCUGUGACGACAGACAGACGGACAGAAUGACUCGUGCAUCUUCUUGCAGUGUUCAUGUGCCUUGUGUUCUCUAUGAGCUGGUUCCCUCUGCAGAUCCACACACAGAGGACUGGUUGUUUUUGUGCCUUGUUCCCGUUCAGACUGUGUGCACGACACACUCGACUCACAUAUCAGUGCAGCUAAGGUAGGGCGUGUGUCCCAGAUCAGCCUGUGGUGCAUGUUCCAACUGUGUUUGUUGUAUCUCUUCAUCCUCUCCUCCUCAUCAUCACCGUCACACAGCUGGAGUGCAGAGCGCUGCACAGAGAGGCUGAGCUGGACCACCUGUGCUUCUUCUGUGGUACCUCACAGGGUCCAGCUCAGUCUGACGGUACGGCUGUGUGACGUCAUGAUGUCACCUUCAUGUUCAAAUGUUGUAAACGUGCUGCAGAUCUCAGUCUGCUGCACGUUCUGGUCAAACUGAACUGUGUAUUUGCUGAGACGUGACGACUGUGAACCACCAGCAGCUCCCCAAACCUUGUAUCUCCGCUCACAGGGAGCUUUUCUUUCAUGCUCUUCAACCAGUUAAAGGAGCAAAAGCUGCAGAGCGUUAAAAUGAACCUUGUAGAGUUCAUAAAAAACAUCUCAAAUGUUUGAAUCAUCUUAAAAGUGCAUCAUCUUCCCGCUCAGAAACACGGCGGCUCUCCUCUCUGACUUCCCCAAAAAAUUUUGUGACUACAAUAUUUCAUGUCUGUCUGAGUGAUAAUAAUUUGAGUUCUCGGAAAAUACAAACACAAAAAACUGGAAUUGAACAUGUGGUCCAGUGGAAACCACGUAUCUCCAAACUGCUGCAGAGUCUCUGUUCAAAGAUCAUCGUGAUGCAUUUUUAUUAAAAUGUUUUAUCAUCUGUAAAACAGCAGAGCUUCAUCUUCUGACGUGAGCUCUGCAGACUUGGAGAUGUGUGGUUUUCAGAGGACCAUAAAACAGCUCUGUGGUCACAUCAAGCGCAGCAUCGUCUCAGACACACUUAUGGGUACUGAUCUGAUCUGAUCUGAAAACGCCUCGCUCUUCAUAUUUAUGUGUAAAAACAAAGAAAAACAAAAUGUGAAAAGGGUUCCUAUGCAACACGUCUCUUCCUCUUUUCCACUGUUGAACCAUCACACACACACACACACACACACACACACACGGUGCCUUCUGAUCCUCUGAGAUGACCUUUGACCUCGGGCUGAUCUGCUCGUCGUCGCUCUGCUCAGAAAGACGACGGUUGGACUCAGCGAGGGAAAAGGAAGCACUUUUGUUUUUUUGUUUUUGUUUUUUACAAACUGAUGUUAAACCUGUUUGUUUCAAAGUAACGUCUCAAUUGUAAAAUAAGCCUAUAUAUAUAAAUAUAUAUAUAUAAAUAAAUAUAUAUAUAAAAUACCAAAAAAUCUGAAUUAUUAUAAUAAAGAGCUUGUUUUAUCAGA
This is a messenger RNA of Epinephelus moara (kelp grouper), 2985 nucleotides long. It is a transcript of the gene cebpa, whose product is annotated as CCAAT enhancer binding protein alpha. Gene Ontology annotation, molecular function: RNA polymerase II cis-regulatory region sequence-specific DNA binding; DNA-binding transcription factor activity, RNA polymerase II-specific. Gene Ontology annotation, biological process: regulation of transcription by RNA polymerase II; DNA-templated transcription; myeloid cell differentiation. The transcript has a single exon. NCBI's taxonomy places the organism in Eukaryota, Metazoa, Chordata, Actinopteri, Perciformes, Serranidae. The record is from RefSeq and is a predicted model, not a curated record. The coding region runs from base 226 to 1164 and encodes 312 amino acids.